This is a messenger RNA of Annulohypoxylon truncatum, 1401 nucleotides long. RefSeq names its product domain of Kin17 curved DNA-binding protein-domain-containing protein. NCBI's taxonomy places the organism in Eukaryota, Fungi, Ascomycota, Sordariomycetes, Xylariales, Hypoxylaceae. The coding region runs from base 154 to 1206 and encodes 350 amino acids. Gene Ontology annotation, cellular component: nucleus. The record is from RefSeq and is a predicted model, not a curated record. Gene Ontology annotation, biological process: DNA damage response; DNA replication. The transcript is spliced from 2 exons. Gene Ontology annotation, molecular function: double-stranded DNA binding.
CUUCGUUGGCGCAAAUCAUCGACUUUUUCCAUUAGUAACUUCGACUCUCUCUCAACCUACCACCUUUGACCCCCAUUAUCCUAAGGUCAUCGUACUUACUCUUCGUCGAAAUCUUCACAAUCACACCUCGGAAGCCCGAACGAUAACGCGAAGAUGCCGAAAGCGGAAGUUGGGUCGACGAAGUAUGUGAGCAACAAGCUCAAAUCGAAGGGACUGCAGCGACUUCGUUGGUACUGCCAAAUAUGCGAAAAGCAAUGUCGCGAUGCCAACGCAUUUAAGAUGCACACGCAGAGCGAAUCCCAUACGAGGAAGAUGUUACUGGUGGGCGAGGACCCGAAAAAGUACAUCGAACAAUUCAGCACCGAGUUUCGCAAGGACUUCUUACAGCUGCUGCGAACGUCGCAUGGGGAGAAGGGGGUGCUUAUCAACCACUUCUACCAGAACUACAUUGCUAAUAAGGAACACAUCCACAUGAACGCGACCAAAUGGCAUUCGCUUACGGAUUUCGCGAAGCACCUGGGAAGAGAAGGUAUCUGCAAGGUCGAAGAAACAGACAAGGGCAUCCAAAUCGCCUGGAUCGACGACUCUCCCGAAGCCCUGCGACGGAAAGAGGCAGUGCGAAGGAAGGAGAUGCAGGAUAAGGGAGACGAGGAGCGCGAACAGAUGAUGAUCAGGGAGCAGAUCCGCCGCGCAAAUAAGGCCGCAGGAAAAUCAACCGAAGACAACGAAGACGACAAAGCGGAAGAGGCUGGAGGACUCAAAAGACAAGAGGGGGAAAAGAUCAAGUUAUCCUUCGGCGCGAAGCCGGCUACCACUCAAUCUACGUCUAGCAGCGCCGAACCAGAGAAGUCCACAUCAACUCCCGAGGCAUCAGGUCCACCCAAAGACGAAAACAAGAACGAAUCAACAGACUCUGCAGCCCAGCAGCAGCCUCAGCCCCAAACAGCCACGGCCGAGAAACCGACGGCGCCGGCGCCCGUAUCGCUGAAAAUGACGGCGAAGCCUCAAGCGAAGAACGUGUUCGCGGCCGCGAAGAAGAACGCGCUGACGGCGGGCUCCGCGAAGAAGGCCCCCGCUUUCGAGCUGCCGAAGAAGAUGAGCGAGGCGGAGCGCAUCAUGCGCGAGGAGAUCGAGCGUAAGAAUAAGAGGGCGCGCGAGGGCGGCGAGGGGAGGGGCGCGUUUGGGAAUAAGCGGCAGAGGGCUUAGGAGGUUGGUGGUAGCUAUGGGGAACGGAAAGGAGAGCGGGUUACGAGUCGUUGACUACUGUCCGUUGAUCAUAUUGAAAGGGCGUUAGGGGGGGCAUUUUUGAAUUGGACAGGUGUCGUAAGGUACGCCGGCAUUGAGCAUGGCGUUUGGGAUACAGGACGCGCAUAGUUGCGCUCGUAAUUGUUUCAAGCUAUG